AUGUCGUCAAAAGAAAUUUUAAAUAAACUUCAACCUUCCAGCUACUGGGAAAGGCCGUACACGCAGUGGGGAAUAAAUACUUGGGAACUCUUCUAUUCCGAAGCAUAUCCUGAGAGGUUAGUGCUUUUACACGUUCUCAAAAAUGUGGAAGUGUUAACGAGAAUAGUGUGCUACAACCUGACCCAUCGAGCUUGGAGAAGAAGAGCGUUGAGCCGUCGUGAAUGCCUUAUCUCACUUCCUCUACGGCGUGCACAUCAUCGGCUUACCGAACUAGAACUAUUUCGAGUAGUUCUUCUUACUCCCAGAUUGCUUAGUAUUACAACUAAUAGCACAACUACUUCAGCUACAUCAAGGGUACCUGAAAAUCCAGUGAAAUCAUGGGAUACUUUUCUUGCUGACGCAUUUUCAGCUUCAUUGUUAAUUAGUGCAAGUAGAAAGUUCAACAUACCCAAAAUCAUUCGACCGAUUGCAUCCAUUGAAAGUACAACAAUUAAACUAUUUUUACGAAUAAUGGAACAAAUAAACAACCAAAGAUUAAAAGGUCUAUCAAAGCCAGCAAAUGCUAAUAAUAAUGAGUUACUACACUCUAUAAUUGACACAAAGUUACUCACCACUGAGAUAAAUAAAGGAAGAGUCAAAAUUACCGAUGAAAGAGAGGAGUUGUUUGAUCUUUAUAAUGGUGUGGUUGACAUAGUAGAUUAUGGCACAGAAGAUUAUACUAAAUAUGAGAAAAUUAUAAAAAUCGUUCAACAAGCUUUUGGGUAUAUGGCGAAUGCAAAUAUCAUCUAUAUAUCCCCUAUAGUUCCUAUCAAUCAACAACACAUAGAAAGUCAAGCCUCAUUUUUAGAAUGUCCUGAUCAUGGGAAUAAUCAAGAAGAUUUGGAUAGUUCAAACUCAGACCAGUCAAAUCAUGAUUCUAGUGAUGAUUAUAAACCAAAGUUUAAAUGUAAAAAAGUUAAUAAUUCAGAA
Messenger RNA from Funneliformis mosseae, 969 nucleotides. NCBI's taxonomy places the organism in Eukaryota, Fungi, Glomeromycota, Glomeromycetes, Glomerales, Glomeraceae. The record is from the annotation of a GenBank genome assembly.